Molecule: messenger RNA, 2409 nt
Organism: Dunckerocampus dactyliophorus (ringed pipefish)
Lineage: Eukaryota; Metazoa; Chordata; Actinopteri; Syngnathiformes; Syngnathidae
Gene: gosr2
Product: golgi SNAP receptor complex member 2
Exons: 6
Coding region: 317-901 (194 amino acids)
Biological process (GO): vesicle fusion; intra-Golgi vesicle-mediated transport
Cellular component (GO): ER to Golgi transport vesicle membrane; endoplasmic reticulum membrane; Golgi apparatus
Molecular function (GO): SNAP receptor activity; SNARE binding
Source: RefSeq, a predicted model, not a curated record
UCCGCUUUCCCACUUCCGUACACAAACGCUCCAGUGGCUGAUGACGUGUGCAUUCCUCCUCCGCUUCCCUUGUGCUAGCUUUGUUGUUAGCUUAGCGGCGCGAUAAAUCCGUUUUGGAAUAAAAGACACCAAGCAACGACAUAAAGAUAAACAGGAGUAGUUUAGCUGGAGGCUGCCGGAAAUGGAGACUCUUUACCACCAGACUAAUAAGUGAGUAUUUAUGGACGGCUACUCUUUAGCCAGCUAGGUAAUAACCACCAGAAAUGAAAGUGUUUGCCGUGGUUCAUUUAGGCAAAUCCAGGAGGUGCAGUCGCUAAUGGGCAACCUGGAGAGGACAGAUCGUCAGUCGGUACACUUGUUAGAGAAUGAACUCCAGGCUCGAAUCGAUCAGAUCUUCAACCAUCUAGAGCGCCUAGAGAUCCUGGCCAACAAGGAGCCGCCCAACCGCCGUCAGAAUGCCAAACUGCGUGUGGACCAGCUCAAGUACGACGUCCAGCACCUGCGCACCGCCCUCCAAAACUUCCAGCACAGACGUUACACCAGAGAGGCCCAGGAGAGGGAGAGGGAGGAACUCAUGAGCAGAACCUUCACCACAAACGAUGCAGACACGUCCAUCCCCAUCGACGAGACGUUGCAGCUCAACUCCAACUUGCACAACGCCCACCGGGGCAUGGAUGACCUGCUGGGCAGCGGCAGCAGCAUCCUCAACGGUCUGAGAGAUCAGAGAUCCACGCUGAAGGGAACCCACAAGAAGAUGCUGGAUGUGGCCAACAUGCUGGGCCUGUCCAACACUGUGAUGAGACUCAUAGAAAGAAGAGCCACUCAGGACAAGUUCAUCAUGAUCGGAGGCAUGCUGCUUACGUGCGUCUUCAUGUUCCUGGUCGUACGAUAUCUGGGCUGAGCAGCACCACACACGCACACGGACUAUACGAUGCCAUCACGACAAGAUAUUUUUUUAAAACUCAGAUGUAUUUUAUUAUGGCGGUGUUUUCAGUUCUUGGUGCACCUUCAUGACAGUAUUUUGACCACAUGUGAAGCUUUUUAUUUUGCAAUGGACUUUUUAGUUAGAGAAACUUUCCAGACCACUUCAUUGUGCUUGAGGGAGGUAACAGAGUCAUGAACCUUUGAAGUACAAGAUCAUUAAAAGCUCUUCAUGUUCUUUAUUCCAUGAAUAACACUCCCAAGUAUGAAUCUCAACUUUUUUUUUUUUUUUUUAGACUGGCUAUAAAAGUUUUGGACCUAACAUACUACACACUUCAUUACGUUGAAAAUAUUUGGUUUUCAGGUCUUUCAGCAGCAAUGAUUAAAUGACAAGAAAAAAUAAUUAUAAUUGUACAGUACAUUUGUGAUUUACAGUUGGGCCUAGUCUCACUGUGAUUUAAAACUUGCCUUGACUGUCUUAUUUUGCAUUUCUUGAACUAAACCAAAUAUUUAAAAUUAAUAUUUAAUUAAAUAUUUUUUGCAUACAACGUAAUUAGCUCCAACGCAAUGAUCGCUUCCUGUAUUUGGUUACUUUGGGUGUUCUGCAGUUUGUACUCAUCCCGUCAAAGCAACAAUGGCGCCGCCUCGUGUCACAUUGGAUAGUUGCCUCAAGCGCUAUGCCGUUUUAAGUUAUUCACAGCUUAUUUUAGUACAGGGGCGACUUAAAUCAUGUAAAAGACAUAAAAUCCAGGGUUUAUUGGCCCAAACAGUAAGUUAAAAAAAAGACCCAGACCCAUCAAGCAGGUGAAACAAACAUAUGCGUAACCUCUUCUUAAUAACAACCUCCAAAGUGUUAAGGUUACUCUACAGCGUUUUUAUUAUUUACAAAAAAGUACACAAAAGCAAAAAAACAAAAAAAAAAACACACACACACCCAUCUUCUUGGAAAAUAAUUUAAAAACAGAAAAAUACAAUUAUUGCAGUAUACUACAAUCUUAAACGACGCAAAACGCAUCAUCUUUGAAGGAUUCAGUGCAAUUCAUUCAGUUGUCCCCUCAUAAGGGAACGUGAGCAAAUAAAAAUCCUUGCCUCUUUUUGCUAGUUUGAAGAAAAAAAUAAGUGAAUGAAUGCCUUAACAACCUGGACACUUAAGUCUUCACGUGAAUAUUUGUACAAGUUACUGCAUUAGAAAUAAAUGAUCUGAUAUAGAGCAAGUAGUCAUAUUAGAAUAAUAUAUGAAAUAUUCUGUCCCUAUUAUGUACUGUAUAACAGGUGCAGCUUGUGUUUUUUAAUCCUUCUCUAAUCAUUUUGUUUAUGGCUUUGGCCAUUUUGUUUGUCAAAUACUAUAAAAUAAAUUGUGAAAAACAACAAAGUCCAGUGGUCAAAGUAAAAAGUUUUUCAAAAACAAAAUGGAUCCCGUUUGCGUACCCCGUGAAAAACAUAAGCCAGUGUCUGGAGAGUCACCUCAAAAGAGAGGGAUAAGUGUUG